GAAGAAAUACAUAAAUUUCCAUGAAGAGUCGGCCAAACUGUGCUAUUCGCGGAGAUUCUAAAAUGGUCGGCGUUGCCAGUGAAACAGUUUCGAAGCCACCAGUCAGUCAAAGAGUUCUGGACUGCUUCUGGUCGCUUGCUUCGGAAAACGAACAGGAAAGAGCUGAAGCAUCUAAAGUACUAUGUGAAGAGUUAGAUAGUAUAGACGACGAAGCUGAUGGAGCAGUUUAUGUUUACAACAGACUGGUUACCGGUUUGUCUUCUUCAAGAGCAGGAGCAAGGCAAGGGUUUGCUUUAGCCUUGACUCUGUUGUUGAAAUAUCAUGCGUCCAAGAAGCAUAUAUCUUCUAACUAUGCUCUGGCACACAAGUUGGCCUCAAAAUUGGAAAAACAGUUGGAGACCAUGAAAUUGGGAGACACUACUGAGGCUUUGAGAGAAUCGAGGGAAACUAUUCUAGGAACCCUUUUUGGUGUUGCAGCAAUUGCAAAAACUGGAUUGAUUGGAGUGGAACGCGUCUUAGCAAUAUUGCAGCGCAUCGUCUCUCAGAGGAAGUGGUCCAUAGGAUUGACGGAAGCUGUUUUAACGGUCGCUAUUGAGUCAUUGCAGCAUAUGGAUCGUUCUUUAUUUCGAAAAAAAGGUUCAAGUGUCCGUAAAGCAGUUGUUCAAUGGAUAAACCAACGGACACUACGGAAUCCUGAUGCUUUAACGCUGGCUUUGUUUUGUAGAGAGCAGCUCGAACUUACUGAUUUGGCCAGUGAAUGCCAAUUUUGGGGUGAAGAAGAUCCUAUAGCUUUAGUGUUUAAGGAAGAAAGUCCAUAUGUUACAAAGGCAGACAUAAAGGAGGCUUUAGAGACAGUUUUUUAUAUUGGUUCGUAUCUGCCAAGUUGCCAUGUUCCUUAUAUUUGGUAUGUUUGGUUGGAUUCUCUUUCAAAAGCUUCGGAAAACUAUUUUGCUGAAUGGUGGGAUUUGUUUGUUCGUCAACAACUGCUUGAACAAAAGUCGAGUAUGGAACGUAUUCUUUUGGGAAUACGUUUUACAGUGGCAUUAUUGGAGAAAAAUCCAACCAAGAAAGAAAUUAUAUUGAAAGUAGUCGAUGACCAUUUCUUGUCUUCCUUGCUUCUUUGUUGCCGCUCGCCAAAGAAACAUGUUGCUCAAGAAGCUACUGCCUUGAGAGAAAACUUGGGGGUCUGCAUUGAGAAGCUUUGGGAUGACGAAUUAUGCAAAUAUUUGAUAGAAACUUUGUCAAAGUUUGUAUUUGAGUCAUUCGGUUAUAUAGACCAACGUUUAUUGUCAUUGACUGCCUCCAAAUUGUCUAUGGAGUCGGUUUGUGAGCUCCUUGAUUAUUGGAGAAAAAUUUUUGCGAUGAGUGAAAACGCAAUGAAGAUGUUUUCUAUCAUAUUUGCUAAUUUGUCUUGUGAUGAUGCGCAGGCAUGUCUGUUUCAGUUCAUGCAGGAAAGGGUAUUUGACAAAGAUGAUGGCAAGAGUCAGAAAUGGAAAGAUACUAUACUGAGUGCUAUAAGUGAUACAUUGCGAAAACAAGGCAGUUUUUCUCUUUUCUUACGACUUGUAAAAACAACAGCAAGCCAAUACAAUGAGUUACGAAUUCACAGAAAGCCUAAAGUCAAUAGAAUGUUCGAGUUUUGUAGACAACAAUUAAACAGAAUGGAAUGUCGGAAUGGAGAAACUCCUGUGUCUGGACAUUUGUUGGUCUGUUCUCUGAGUAUUUUAAUUUUCCUCUUUUCAGAAGACGAAGAAAUCGAUAACUGGUUACAACAUGAUGCAUGGCCUCUUUUAAAAAGAUUCACUCAAGUUGUGGAGGAAGAUGACCAGCUUUCUGAAGAAACAAAGAGUUUAUCUCUUGUCAAAUUUUUGGUUACUUGUUUAUCGUUUGAGAGUCAUGGAAUACGUCAAAUAGUGACUUAUAUAUUUAAAAAAGUUGUUCACUUGGGUGAUGAAAACAUUUUUUGUUUGUUACUUUCUUAUUUACCAGGACAUUUACAGUGGAAAGAGUUGCGACAAUUGAAAGAUGCUGAUAGCUCUUCUGAGAUGGAGAACUCAUCGAUUGGCGAUAGUUCCGAUGCUGAUGAUGCUUCUUUUUCUUCUGAAAUGUCAAAUUCAAGUCAUUCAGCAUCAUCGUUGGAUAACAAUGAGAAUGAUGAAACACUCGAUGAGUUUCCAUCAUUUGACCAAGUACCUUUAACAGACUUAGACGUAGAUAGAAAUCCAGAUGAAGAAGACAAGGAAACCCUAGAAGCUUAUGACACAAAGUUAUCUGCCAUAUUGAAAGAAACAGAUUCAAGAUAUAUGAAGAAUGCCUAUCGAAGAAAGUCACACGAAGCCUUAAGAAUAUUGGAUUUAGUUGAGUUGAUUUUACACUCGCAGAGGGAAGCAAAUCAAGCAAGAAUUCAAUUGCCAUGCCGUUUAUGGUUAUCAGUAAUGGAAAUGACUGAAAUUGACUGGGUUAAUAGAGUAGAUAGCAUUUUGGAAAAAGUGUUCUUGAGGGAAUCUGUGGUUCCAAAUGUUUCCAUACAACAUUAUUUGGAUGAGAUGGAAUUCCUCGAAAAGAUUCUUCAUCACUUCUACAGUGAUAGAAAACUACUAUCAGAUGAAGCAUUCCGUACUAGCGUGGUGAUAUUUGCCUAUCUUCUGAAGGGGAUGCAUCGUCGCUGCAAGUUGGAUUCGAGUUGUGAAAGAGACUCGAACAUUAUUUCUCUGGAGAACUAUGAAGGAUAUCAACUUAUUGACGAAAUGAUGAAAAUUUUUUCAUACGAGCCUUUUGGAAUAACUUAUGGUGGUAAAGUGAUGAAGGACAAGUUUUCCAGUGUAAAAGUUUUAUUGCUGGAAGAGAAUCUUUGGAAGCGGUUUCCUUUGGCCUGCUGCCUUAGUGUGAAGCAUCUUUGCUGUAUUUAUAACAAGUUGCGUUCACGCGUUAUGAAAAGGACAUGCUUAAAAGUGUUACAAACAGCUGUGAAGUUAGCUUCCAAUAAGAAUGCGGCAAAUAACUCUUAUAAUCAGGAGCAGGAUAAGAUAUCUUUGUUGGUAGACAAAAACAAUGUUAGUUGGUUGGAAGCCCUGCUCUCGUUUCUUGUUGCAACAAUAUCUUCAUUUCAGCUACGUCAUUACCAUGACCUGUUUGCCAAAUGCAUCAAUAUUAUCCUUACAUUAUCAAGGAAUGGAUAUGAUUUGGGUGAGGAGAUCCACGAGUUAUUACAACGCAAGGUUUCGGAAUACCCUUCUAAACAAAUUCCCUCUAAUGUAUUUAGACUCUUACCAAUGUUGCAAAGAGCUUCUUCGUCAUUUCAGAAACAAUCGGGAAAACGAGAUGCUGAAGAUAGGAAAGAUCAGCGAAAGAAGUUGAAACGGAUGUAAUGACAAUCUCUAAUAAAAUGAGACAUCAAAAA
Messenger RNA from Galdieria sulphuraria, 3400 nucleotides. Its product is annotated as DNA polymerase phi subunit. The record is from RefSeq and is a predicted model, not a curated record. The transcript is spliced from 2 exons. Lineage: Eukaryota; Rhodophyta; Bangiophyceae; Galdieriales; Galdieriaceae. Gene Ontology annotation, cellular component: nucleolus. Gene Ontology annotation, molecular function: transcription factor binding; DNA binding. Gene Ontology annotation, biological process: regulation of DNA-templated transcription. The coding region runs from base 21 to 3368 and encodes 1115 amino acids.